GUCGUUUUAAUAAAUGUAAUAUCAUUUUAAAUUCACAACAUAAAGGUUCCAUGUGACAUGAUUUGUGACAAAAUUAGUAUAGUAGGUGUUAGAAAAAUGCAUUUUUUUUUUAAUGUUUGCACGAACCGUUUCGUCAUUUUAGCUAUUCGCCGUGUUCUCGCAAUGUAACCGAUGCGGUUAAAAUAGAGCGCACGUUUAUGUCGUCAAUAAUUACGGAACAAAGAAACCAAAGAGUAUAUUGUCGGCUGAACGUAAGAAAGUUGAUUUUAAUAUAAAUAGGAUUUAUUUCUACUAAAAAAAUCCGGACGUUUUUCGACGAUCCGGACGGUGACAUUAUCACUGAAAUGGGGGUAUUUUUACAAUCCUGUGCAGUUGUUAUCUUAUCAUUGGUGGUAAAGAAGGAAGCAACGUUUAUAGAGAUUCCUAUACAUGGAUGGAAAUAGAAAACAUAAUUACAUCAUCUAACUAUUCUGCACAAUGUGUUGCAGUUUUACCAAGGUUUAUUGAAACAAGCACACAAGUUGGUUUAUCAUCCACUACUACAACACAAUGUAAAGUGAAUACAUUUUAUGCUAUAAGCUGCACCAACAAAUUAACCAAUGGAAUUAAAUACAAAUUUCAGGUUGUCACCAUAACUGUAUCAGAUGUAGGAUACUUGACACAAACUAGUCAACCGAUUGUUGCAACCCCCACAGAUAAACCAACAAGUUUCAAUACAAUUAUACUAGCAGUUGUGAUAGUUGCAACUUGUACAUUGAUUGUUUUAGUUGGAGCUUAUUUCUACAAGAAACAAAAAAAUAACCAAGCAAUAAAAGAUAGGUCACCAGAGCUUCAGUUCGUUCAAUCCACAAAUGCUAUUCAACAAGAUGGUACGAAUUGUGAAGGAGCAUAUGCCAACCUAGAAGUUGUUCAUAGAUCAGAACUGGACAUUCUAACAAUUGACUUAGUAAACAAAUAUAAGAACAUGCUUUUUUUUAAUGAGGCAGCUUUUGUUCAGCAAUUUCAGGAACUGGCAACCGCAACAAAGGAAAUUAUUCUCCCAAAAACACAUGCUGAAAAUCCAGAUAACAAGAAGAAAAAUAGAUACAAAAACAUUUUGCCAUGUAAGUUGUUUUUAAGUUCAAAAAUAAUUUUAAAAAAUAAUUUGGGUUUUGCAGAUGAUGCCACAAGAGUUGAACUGAAAAAAACAGCUGAAAGUUUUGAUUAUAUUAAUGCAAAUUAUAUUGAUGGUUAUUCUCAGGAGCGUAAAUUCAUAGCAACACAAGGUCCAUUGGAUCGAACAACUGGAGAUUUCUGGAGGAUGGUUUGGGAACAGGAAUGCUUGGUUAUAGUUAUGCUUACUAAUGUUGUUGAAUCUGGCAAGAUAAAAUGUGCAAAAUACUGGCCUGACCAAGGAAAACGUUGCACAUAUGAUGGUUACAGUGUUGAAACUGUUACAGAGGUUGAUUAUGGCUCUUACAUUGUAAGGACAAUAAACAUUGAAGAAACCAAUAAUGAAUAUGCAACGGCAUUAAAACAGAUACAGCAUUUUCAUUACAUAGCAUGGCCAGAUCAUGGUGUGCCAUUGAUCACAUCUAGCAUAAUUCAAAUGCAAAAAAAUGUUAAUGCAAAAGCCAACUCGGAAAAUGCAGCACCCAUAAUUGUACACUGCAGUGCUGGAGCAGGUCGUACAGGAGCGUAUAUAGGAUUUGAUAUUUUACUCGAUGAAAUGAAAUCUAGAAACAGAGUGAACGUAUACAGAACUGUGCUUAACAUGAGAAAGCAAAGAAUGGACAUGGUGCAGAAUAUGAAACAAUAUAUAUUCAUACACAAGCUGAUAACUGAAUGUUAUGCAUUGGGAAACACUGAAGUGGAUGUUGCUGAAUUACAAGAACAUAUCUCGCAACAAACUAUAUUGCUUGAAGAAUUUGACAACUUAAGCAUCAUUCUUCCUCUGACAACAUCACAGAAAAUUGCUCUCCAGCAUUCUGAUGAUCCAGGAAACAAAGAUGUCAAUGUUUUACCAUAUGACCACUCUAUAGUUCGAGUUUUGAAUGAAAACGAUGAAGAUUCUUUUUACUUGAAUGCUUCUUUUAUAUCGGAUUACUCUCCGAAUGAAACUUUUAUUGUGGCACAAGAUCCAGUGCCUGCUAAUGUAGAUAUUUUCUGGAGGGCCGUUGUGGAUAACAAUGUCAAUGUUAUUGUGAUGUUAAGUACAGUAGGGAACGGGGAAACAAAGGACAACUGCAUACAAUAUUGGCCAAAUGAAGUUGGACAAAGUCAAACAUAUGAUACUGUUAAUGUAACUCUGCUUGAUGUAAAUAGAACUCAUGCCAUGUUUGAAAGGAAACUGGAUUUGGAAUGUGGACAUUUAAAUGAAACCAUAACACAUAUCCAGUGUCUAUUCUGGGGAGGAAAGUUGGAUAUACAAGACACUGAAAGCCUGGUAAACCUGAUCUCUAUUGCUGGGCAUUUAAAAGGAGAUAUUGGGAAAAUUUUGGUUCAUUGCUGUGAUGGAGCUGGGCGUUCAGGUGUGUUCUGUGCCGUCAACAACAUUAUUAAGAGAUUGAGAACUGAAAAUCGUAUUGAUGUGUUUCGUACUGUUAAAGAUCUAAGAGACAUGAGACCGCAUAUGGUUCGAUCUGCUGAGCAAUACCUGACUUGCUACAACUCCAUCAUUGCUUUCCAGUCUUCCGUUACCACAUACGCUAAUCUCUGAACAAUGUAUGAGGAAAUCCAAUUUGUGUUAAACAUUGCAUCAAGUUAAUCAAUAUACACUUAGACUACUUGUAAACGUUUUUAUCUGUAGAUAAAAUGAACGCUUCUCGAUUCGUUUUAACUUCAAUUGUAAGUUAUAAACAUGCGGCGCGCAACUUUUCUGCAAUUAAAUUUCCCACAAUUCAAAAUUACUAUGUCUAAAAUAUACCAUAGAAAUAUAAACAACAAAAAUUUAAGAUUUUAUAACGAUUAUGUUAUGAUUUAUACAUACAGUGAUUGAAUGUAUUUUAUUGCCCUUAAAAUAAAUAUGAAUAAUUU
Molecule: messenger RNA, 3015 nt
Organism: Ciona intestinalis (vase tunicate)
Lineage: Eukaryota; Metazoa; Chordata; Ascidiacea; Phlebobranchia; Cionidae
Source: RefSeq, a predicted model, not a curated record